Laccaria bicolor S238N-H82 is the source of this 192-nucleotide messenger RNA. RefSeq lists its product as uncharacterized. The record is from RefSeq and is a predicted model, not a curated record. Lineage: Eukaryota; Fungi; Basidiomycota; Agaricomycetes; Agaricales; Hydnangiaceae. The transcript has a single exon. Bases 1 to 192 code for a protein of 63 amino acids.
AUGCCUAGGAACAAUGGCUUUCCCUGCCUUCGUUACCUCUACUUGCGAUGUGGAAGAUUUAUCGAGGCUUGGUCCACGCUUGAAUGUCCAGCAACAACUGUCGCUCUACCCGUGGUCACUCGAGUACUAAACCGAGCUUACAUCUACUUACUUCAUGUACACACUUAUAUUACAAUAAUACACCUGCUUUAG